GUGUCCAACGGAAAUCCACGGUUUCCGAACACAUCACAGGUGUGCCAUCCCCGUUCCCGCAUUCCGCACCAUUCCCCCAGCCCGAUUCUCAGUGCUGCAAGCGCAAAGACAGUGGAUGCUGUUUGUAUCCUGCAUACCGCAACACACCUCUCUCCGGUAACGUGCGACGCAUUCGAGAACGGAACUGUGUUCAGACCGCCUAUCACUCUUGUCCGAUUUGUCAAAAAUCGUUUCCGGUCCAAGCUGGCCUGAAACAACAUAUGCACGUGCACUCCACUUUCAAGCCGUACGUCUGUGAGCAUUGCAACAGAGCGUACACUCAGUACAGCAAUCUGUGUCGCCACACGCGACUCCAACCCGAGUGUCGACGUCACAUCCGACCAUCUAAACGUUCAGUGGUCAUGACUGAGCAAUGUUCAGUCGGGUCAUCGAUAGACAACCUCCGAGUGGCCGAUAUUCGAAUGGAUUCCCCCGAGUUCAGUAGGAACGGGUCCAUUGAAGCUCUGGAUCUCAGCCUCCCCAAGCCCAUUACAAUAAACGGCAUCAGUCAGCAACCUUCCGUUCAAGAGUCAACACACUCAUGCCCGCAAGGGAGUGUAUCAGCGCAUGUGAUACCGUUCUCUCAGACCGCCGAAUCUAUCAACUCUCAGGCAGCCUCACGUAUGCCGUGGAUCUUCAGCGCAGCCCUCGCUUCUCUAACAGCGAGGAGUCUAUUCUUUUCAGACGACCUUCUGAGCAGUAAGAUGUGUGUGAGUCUUGACUGUCUUUCGAGGAAAGUGCCAGUUCCCAUGAUCCAAACGUCCGCCCUGUUUCAGCGGGCACACGAUCUAAUGCUGAAGAACAAUGAAAUGAAGCAUUCUUCACCUGGAUCCAGUCCAAUCAUUCCUUCAAGAAAGCACAUUUCUGUGCUUACCCACACCUCAAUCAAACCAGAGCCCAAGCUUUUCAGUCAACCGAAGUUCCACUAUAACUGCGCUGAGGGACCGUCCGAAGAAACCAGCUGGAAUAGUCUGUGGAGAACUGACGGGACUCCUAACAUCGGGAAGGUGUUGGAGGCAGGUCAACUCAUGGACACCAUUCUCUCAGUUGUCAAACGGGUAAACAGUACAGUUUUCAGCCAAGGACAACCACAGGCAAAGUGCCUGCCCAAUUUUGUGCCUUCCUGUUCGCCGAAUAGUUCGACCAACUUGGACAAUCAGGAGACACUGGAUGUCAAAUUACCAUCAAACUCACACAGCCUACUCAGUGUCAUUACAAAAGAAAGUGGCCAUUUCUCUCAGUUGAACAUUCCGAAUGAUAUUGACAGGAUAAAUGAAAAAAUUUCGCCCCCGAAUCAGUCCCACUCAAUGGAGUUUUCGUCGCCAAGUUUACCGGAGCCAACAGAUCCGCGACACAGCGGCUAUCGACAAUUGAUCAAUAAGUCACGUGAGCGCACACGGUAUGCAAGCCAAUCAAAUCAUUGCCGCUAUCAGUGUCCCUAUUGCGUGAAAUCCUUCCCUCGUUCGGCCAAUUUGAAUCGCCACCUACGCACACACACGGGGGAACAGCCGUACCAGUGCGAGUAUUGCAAACGUGGAUUCAGCAUUUCCUCUAAUAUGCAACGUCACGUGCGCAACAUACAUCAGCGCGAAAGACCGUUCGUCUGUGUUGUCUGUUCUCGCGCUUUUGCCCAACGUACAAAUUUAGACAGACAUAUGCGUCAUCAUUGUGCACCACGCAUGAAACCCACAGAGAGCAGCCCGAUUUCCUUAACUCCGAUUCGACCCCUUU
Molecule: messenger RNA, 1770 nt
Organism: Opisthorchis viverrini
Lineage: Eukaryota; Metazoa; Platyhelminthes; Trematoda; Opisthorchiida; Opisthorchiidae
Exons: 3
Biological process (GO): regulation of transcription by RNA polymerase II
Cellular component (GO): nucleus
Molecular function (GO): DNA-binding transcription activator activity, RNA polymerase II-specific; RNA polymerase II cis-regulatory region sequence-specific DNA binding
Source: RefSeq, a predicted model, not a curated record